AUGAGUUGCAGACAGAUGGCCUCAACUUUCUGGGGUCGCAGCAGCAGCAGCAGCAGCUGCGGUGGUGGCGGAGGAGGCAGAUUGGGCAGUGGAGGCAGCAUGCGAUCUUCUUUCAGUCGCUCCUCCAGGGCUGGUGGAGGAGGGGGCCGCUUUAGCUCUUCCAGUGGCUUUGGUGGGGGUGGCCUUUCGGCCUGUGGCAGUGGAGGUGGUGGCAGCUAUGGUGGAGGAUCUGGAGGGGGCUUUAGUGCAGGGAGUUCAGGUGGUGGCUUUGGUGGUGGCUUUGGAGGUGGCUUUGGUGGUGGCUCUGGAGGUGGCUUUGGUGGUGGCUCUGGAGGUGGCUUUGGUGGUGGCUCUGGAGGUGGCGAAGGUGGUAUUCUGAAUACCAAUGAGAAGGUCGUCAUGCAGAAUCUCAAUUCCCGUUUGGCCUCCUACAUGGAUAAAGUACAGGAACUGGAGCAGGACAACACCACUCUGGAGAAACAGAUCCAGGAAUGGUAUUCAAAGAAGGGGUCCAGAAUCUUCCAGAAGGAUUACUCUAAUUUCUACAACACUAUUGAAGACCUGAAGGACAGGAUUAUAGACCUCACAAUGAGGAACAAUAAAACACUCCUGGACAUGGACAACACUCGCAUGACUAUGGAUGACUUCAGAAUUAAAUUUGAAAUGGAGCAGACCUUGCGGCAAGGGGUGGAGGCUGAUAUCAACGGCCUGCAGAAGGUGUUGGAAGGUCUGAAGAUGGAGAAAUCUGAUCUGGAGAUACAACUUGAUACUCUGGAGGAUGAGCUGAACGCUGUUAAGAAGAAUCACCAGGAGGAAAUGAAGCAACUGACAGGUCAGAAUGAUGGAGAUGUUAGUGUGGAGAUAAAUGUUGCCCCUGGCACAGAUCUCACCCAGGUCCUCAAUAACAUGCGUGAAGAGUACGAGCAACUCAUUUCUAAGAACCGGCAGGACAUUGAGCAACACUAUGAGUCCAAGAUGACCCAGAUUGAACAAGAGGUGACCAACAGUGGCCAAGAGAUGGAGACCAACAUGAAGGAGGUGUCCCAGCUCCGGCACAGCAUCCAGGAGUCGGAAAUUGAGCUGCAGACUCAGCUUAGCACGAAAUUGGCCUUGGAGAAGGCUUUGGAAGACACAAGGAACCGCUACUGUGGCCAGCUGCAACAGAUUCAGGAACAGAUCAGUCAGGUGGAGGCCCAGCUUGCUGAGCUCCGGGAAGAAACUGAGUGUCAGAACCAGGAAUAUGGCAUUCUGCUAGGCAUCAAGACACGGCUGGAAAAAGAAAUUCAGACUUACCGCAGCCUCCUUGAAGGCGGCCAGCAAGACUUUGAAUCUUCUGGAGCUGGACAAAUUGGCUUUGGAAGUGGCAAAGGAAGACGAAGAGGAAGUGGAGGCAGCUAUGGAGGAGGAAGUGGAGGCAGCUAUGGAGGAGGAAGUGGGGGCAGCUAUGGAGGAGGAAGUGGGGGCAGCUAUGGAGGGGGAAGUGGAGGGGGAAGUGGGGGCAGUUAUGGAGGAGGAAGUGGAGGGGGAAGUGGGGGCAGUUAUGGAGGAGGAAGUGGAGGCAGCUAUGGAGGAGGAAGUGGAGGGGGAAGUGGGGGCAGUUAUGGAGGAGGAAGUGGGGGCAGCUAUGGAGGAGGAAGUGGGGGCAGCCAGGGUGGAAAAAGUGGAGGCAGCCAUGGAGGAGGAAGUGGAGGCAGCCAUGGAGGAGGAAGUGGAGGCAGCCAUGGAGGAGGAAGUGGGGGCAGCCAUGGAGGAGGAAGUGGAGGCAGCCAGGGUGGAAAAAGUGGAAGCAGCCAUGGUGGAGGAAGUGGAGGAAGCUACGGUGGAGGAAGCAGUUCUGGGGGAGGCAGUGGAGGAAGUUAUGGUGGAGGAAGUGGAUCUAGGGGAGGAAGUGGAGGUGGCCAAAGUAGAGGAGGUGGCUCUAAGGGAAGUAGUGGAGCAGCUAUGGUGGAGGAAGUCAUCCAUCCAUCCAACCAACCAUCUGCACACCUACUUAUUCAUCCACUAACUUAA
This is a messenger RNA of Onychomys torridus (southern grasshopper mouse), 2010 nucleotides long. RefSeq names its product keratin 9 (gene Krt9). The record is from RefSeq and is a predicted model, not a curated record. Gene Ontology annotation, molecular function: structural molecule activity. NCBI's taxonomy places the organism in Eukaryota, Metazoa, Chordata, Mammalia, Rodentia, Cricetidae. The transcript is spliced from 8 exons. The coding region runs from base 1 to 2010 and encodes 669 amino acids. Gene Ontology annotation, cellular component: keratin filament.